Molecule: messenger RNA, 1325 nt
Organism: Zingiber officinale
Lineage: Eukaryota; Viridiplantae; Streptophyta; Magnoliopsida; Zingiberales; Zingiberaceae
Product: ubiquinone biosynthesis protein COQ9-B, mitochondrial-like
Exons: 6
Coding region: 46-984 (312 amino acids)
Biological process (GO): ubiquinone biosynthetic process
Cellular component (GO): mitochondrial inner membrane
Molecular function (GO): lipid binding
Source: RefSeq, a predicted model, not a curated record
GUGGCUUUCUGGUUCGCCACACUCGGUCUCUCUCUCACAGCGCGAAUGUUGAAUUCAGGGGUGGCGACUCGCCGCCUCCUCUCUGUCCUCGCUUCCAGAUCCCGCAUCGCGGCCGCGGGAUCGACAUCCCUCCGAGGCCUUUCCAGCGACGUACCUCCGCUUCCCCCGCCUCGGCCGAUCCCUUCAGAGGAACAGUCGCGGCCGCAGAAGGAGACCCCGGAAGGGGUGUCGCCGGUGGAGGCUACACGAAUCGCGAAGGAUGACGGUGAGGCCCGGAGGAAUGGGAACCGCUCUAGGCCAAAUGAAGGUGCGGCAGGUAAGUACGAGGAAACGCAGGCUCGUGUGUUCAUCGCAGCACUUCCUCACACGGCAAGGUUAGGGUGGACGGAGUCGGCUCUGAUCGCUGGGGCAAGGGAUGUGGGCGUAUCCCCAGCUAUCGUUGGCUCGAUUCCUCGUAAGGAUGCGGCACUUGUCGAGUUUUUCAUGGAUUACUGUCUUCAAAAACUUAUAGAGAAAGUUGAGUCAGGAGAUGAAUUGAAGAAUGAACUGAAGGAUUUAACUCUUAGUGAUCGUCUAACAAAGCUUAUUCGCAUUCGAUUGGAGAUGCAAGCACCUUACAUAGCAAAAUGGCCACAAGCACUUAGCAUUCAGGCACAACCAGCAAACCUCCCUAACAACUUUAAGCAACGAGCUGAAUUGAUUGAUGAGAUAUGGCAUGCAGCUGGUGAUUCAGGUUCUGACUUUGACUGGUAUUUGAAGCGAACAAUACUGGGAGGUAUAUACUCGACAACUGAAGUAUAUAUGCUCACUGAUCAUUCUCCAGAUUUCAGAGACACAUGGGUUUUCUUGGACCGCCGUGUAAAAGAUGCUUUCGACCUUCAGAAGACUGUUCAAGAAGCUGCAUACUUAGCCGAGGCAGUCGGGGCAGGCGUGGGUAACACAGUAAAGGGAUUCAUGGCAGGCAUUUUUCCGGGUAGCAAAUGAGGCAAUGAAUUUGUUCUAGGAAUAAUUUCUCAGGUUGCAUAAUAUCUCUCUCCCAGAGAAAACUGUCGAUAUCAUCUGGCUUUUAGUUGACUCAUCACAACCAGACAUUGAACUGCAAGAGCCUUUUAAUCUUGAAUACCAUGUGUAUAUAUGGAAGCUUUCAUUAGGGAAAAUGAAAAGCUGGAAACUUGUGUUCGGACCAGCUUCUCAAAAUAUGGUACAGUGAAUCUUGAGUCCUGCACUGAAACUUUUGUGGACUAGUGAAGGACCAAAUAUUUCGGCUGAUGUAAAGUGGCAAAUUUCAUGUAGAGUGUGGGCAAUUAGGAAGUUCCUUGUGGAUC